Trypanosoma conorhini is the source of this 1248-nucleotide messenger RNA. RefSeq names its product kinetoplastid-specific phospho-protein phosphatase. Gene Ontology annotation, molecular function: calmodulin binding; calmodulin-dependent protein phosphatase activity. Gene Ontology annotation, biological process: calcineurin-mediated signaling. The coding region runs from base 1 to 1248 and encodes 415 amino acids. Gene Ontology annotation, cellular component: cytoplasm; calcineurin complex. The record is from RefSeq and is a predicted model, not a curated record. The transcript has a single exon. Lineage: Eukaryota; Euglenozoa; Kinetoplastea; Trypanosomatida; Trypanosomatidae.
AUGAUAUCCACGUUGGCAGGCGCUGGGGAAAUCAUUACGGAGGCGUUAGAGACGAUACUGAGUGGUGGUAGGAUUGCGACGGAUAAGUUCUUUGAGGCCCUUCGUAGCGCCGGGAAGCUUCGGGAGGGUCGAUGCUUUCUUGAAGAGGUGUCCGGUGGGACGUUGGUCAUAGGGCCGUGCAGAGGCCAUGCGACUGAUUUGGCGCACUACCUGCGCGGUCGCGUCCUGGAGGAGAUCAUAAAUGAUAGGCUGAACGUCGUUUUUCUCGGCAAUUACGUGGACGGUGGACAUAAGUCAAUGGAGGUAUUGUACCUAGUGGCUCUCAUGGUGCAACACUUGCCUGGCGUCGUUGUGCCACUGAUAGGCAGACAUGAGAUGUUCUAUCCGUUUCCCCCGGGUCACUUUGGAUCCUUAAAGGCUGAGCUACACCUGCGCUCGGUGCAGUAUGGGAUUCCCUUCGACUUACUAGAACAAACAGUGAAGAACUUCUUUGCCAAGCUUCCCGUGGCCUGUGUUGUGGACAAGCGCUUCUUCUGUUCUUCCAGUGGUCUUGCGUCGGAGUAUCGUCGUUUGAAUGACAUUCGGCAAGAAGUUUCACAAUCCCGCCUAAGUGAGUUUGUUCUAAAUCAGCCCAUGGAUGAGGAUGAGGAGAAGCUGUCUUCCGGGUGGGCGUUUGUGGGAUCGCGAACGGAGACCGGGAGCUCGCUGCGGUAUACCUUUAACGCGGCGUCGAACUUCCUGGCGCGUAACGGCCUGUACACGCACAUCGGAGGCCUUGAGUACCACAUGUACCGCCCGGAGUUUGAGAACUUUGCGCGGUCGAACCACUACGCGGAGUCCACGUAUUUUCCCGGCUGGCUGCUGGGACGAAUACACCAUGAAUUUCGAGUGCCAGCCUCCAUUAUGAUUUUUUCAGCCUCUCGCUUCUGCGGGAUAAAUCAAAACUACGGCUGCGUGGUGGCAAUCCUGGGAGGGACGCUGGAGCUGCGACAGUUUGGAGCAUGUGUGAGGCGUCCACUUAUUAUGCCUGGUGAGGAGGGCCACGCCUUUUCCUGGUCGCUGGGGCUGGUGGAGACGGCGGUGAGGGCCAUCCUCAAUGAUUUGCUGUUUGCUGACAUCCCCCAGUUGACGGAUGAUGACGGCGGCAAAGCCCGCGACACCUCCGCGGAGGAGACGCAAAAAAUUACGUCAAGGUACAGGCGCAUGUGCCAACUACUGAAAAGUCACGCACUCCCAAUGCCGCGCUAG